AUGUCGAUUUACAACGAGGCCCUCGCCCGGCGCUGCCGGCAAGGCGCGCCCCUGGCAGGCUGUUCUUUAGACAGGACGGCCUUGCGGUCCUUUGCCGCGGCCGUGGAAGGGGACAAGGUCGAGGCGCUGAUCUGCGUGUCCUGCGCCUGCAUCUACAGCCGCGUGGCCGAGCUUGAGGAGCAGAAUGAAAUUCAAUGGCGCCGGAUUCUAAGCCGCUGCGGCGGGGAGGAGGAGGGCGAGUGGCGGCUCUUCGGCCAGCCAGCGCCUCGCGUGGUCGAGAUCCUCGGCCUGAACGCCUUUCUCGACAAGUACGACAAGCUACACUCAGAAAGAGCUGCGAGGAUGUCGACCAAGGAAAGCUUUGAGAACUGGAAGUUGAAGUUGCCCGGCCCCGGCGGCGCAGAAAUCCUAUGCUGCCCGGAAGACCGCCGCUGCGGCGCGGAUCCGACCCACGUCGGCGCCGCGGGCGUCCUGUGCGAGGAGUGCGAGACGCCGGUGUGUCGGGCCUGCUUCGAGAGCCUCAAGAAGAAGAAGAUGCCGCCUGUGAGCCUUGCCAAUGAUAUGUGGGUCGGCUACUUUUUUGAGAGAAUCUUCGAAGAAAAGAUGACCGUGCUGGAGCUGAUCUGCGCCUCUCCGUGUGUGACCACCAUGGUCUGCAUGUCCAUGGAGGCUCGUCACAGGCACGCCUCGGCGCCCUUCGACGAGACGGCCCACAUGGCCAGACACCGCUACGGCUUCCGCGGCAAUCCGCUCACUUUUCCACUGCCUUGGGAAGACUUGAUGCGCGAGCUCCAGAGCGUGGGAGAAGAGGCGGCGGCAUUGCCGCGAGCUGGAGUGCAGCUGAGUGAGGUGGUCCGCGUGCUCUUGAAGACCAACCAACACGGCCAAACCUCAGAGGCGGAAAUUAAGACCUUGAUCCACCAGGCCAACGUCAGAAGAGAGGUAGCGGUCAACCUCAUCCUGGACAUGAAGCGCCUGGGCCACCCGUCUUUCAUUGGAGCCGAUGAGGACGCCGUCCGGGCCCGGGCGGCGGUCUUGCCUGAGGACGGGGUGCUGCCAGAAGUCUUACGCGUGGUCACUCUGCUGGAUGGCUCGGAGAAGAUCAACGACAAGCUGCUGCCGCAGAAGGCGGCGACCCCAGUGGAUGGCCGCAGUGACGCGGUUGAGGCGGGAAGAAUCUUCGCCGCCCAGCGGCCGCGGGGGGUCGUGGCAGAAGGCGAGCAAGCGCUGGAUCUCAACCAGACGCAGAUCGCCGCGAUGCGGCGGCUACAAGACGAGCUGACUUCGGACGCAGAGAAAGCGCUGCGGUCCUUGGAGGUGAGAACGGGCAACCAGUUGGUGGACCAAUUUCAGCCUCUUUAUUUCGCGGUGGCGUUCUGCUUCUGCUUGAAGUUCGGGACAGCCCGCCCCGACGUGAAGAAUGAGGUGAAGGGGGAGGCUCGCGACAGUCGACGGGCGCCUGGGGCUCCGCAGGCGGGGUCUUGA
Effrenium voratum is the source of this 1485-nucleotide messenger RNA. The record is from the annotation of a GenBank genome assembly. Lineage: Eukaryota; Dinophyceae; Suessiales; Symbiodiniaceae.